Molecule: messenger RNA, 2785 nt
Organism: Limulus polyphemus (Atlantic horseshoe crab)
Lineage: Eukaryota; Metazoa; Arthropoda; Merostomata; Xiphosura; Limulidae
Product: L-asparaginase-like
Exons: 15
Coding region: 355-2343 (662 amino acids)
Biological process (GO): amino acid metabolic process
Molecular function (GO): protein binding; asparaginase activity
Source: RefSeq, a predicted model, not a curated record
ACAUUCUCAGAAGGCUUUAAUUAUGAUUACAAAACAACUAUGAAAAUGGUGGGUUCUUUAUAGAUUGGCUAGUAAGGCCCCCCCUAUUCUAAGCUCAUGUUCAAUGUCAUGACUGGAAUUAUAACAAGUUGCUUGUGAGAAAGAAAUUGUUAAAUAUGAAAGUCACAUGGCCUACCUAUGGUCUGAGCCAGAGACUCCUAAGUAGGCUAGACCAUAGCUGAAUAGGCCUGCUCUGAAAAAUAAAGUUAAAAUCACUGUUGCCCCCAUCCCAAGGCAUUUCUAAGUUAUUCUAGUAAAAAUGCCACUUACUCACAGAAGCUAUUCUGUCCAUACUUAUGACCUUGAGCCAGGAGCAUGGAAAGACAAUUGAGCUUUGAAAAUGGACUAAAACAAGGGCAACAAGGAAGAUGUAAUGAAAUUGAAGAAUGUGAUGACUUGAAGGAAGAUGAAGAGUUAACUGUAUUUAAACCUCAAAAUUUGACAUCAUCUAUUCAAAUUGAUCCUCUUUGUGAACCAAGAACAUUGCGUAAAAACAGUGUUAUUCUAAAAUUUAUUCCACCAAGUGACAUAGAGUCCAAAGUUUUAGUCCUUUUUACUGGUGGGACUAUUGGAAUGCGUCAGACUUCAAAAGGAGUUUAUGCACCACAACCAAAUUAUUUGGAGAGAAUUGUUCGAAAAUUUCCAGAAUUAAAUGACGAAGAAUAUGUUUGUAGAAAUUUUCCGGGAAAAGAUCAGCCUCCAUUGGUUCUUCCUGAAACUGGGAAUUCUAAGAGAGUUGUAUAUACUAUAUAUGAAUAUGAUCCACUGUUAGAUUCUGCAAACAUGACAAUGGAUGAUUGGAGAGCUAUAGCUCUGGAUAUUAAGGAAGCUUAUGACAUUUUUGAUGGCUUUGUGAUCCUCCAUGGGACAGAUACACUAGCUUACACAGCAUCUGCUCUCUCCUUUAUGCUGGAAAAUCUUGGAAAAACUGUCAUACUAACUGGAUCUCUGAUUCCACUGUAUGAGCCUCGCAGUGAUGGCCGUGAGAACUUCUUGAACUCUUUAAUAAUAGCAGGAAAUCACUGCAUUCCUGAGGUAUCUGUGAUGUUUAAAAACCACCUGUUCAGGGGAAAUCGCUCAAGUAAAAUCAGUUCAAACAGUUUUAAAGCUUUUAGUUCUCCCAACAUGAUGCCACUUGCUACGGUUGGAAUGAAUAUUAAUAUACAUUGGCAAAAUGUCUUCAAACCUACGAAAAUUGAGAAAUUUCGAGUUCAUGACAAACUUAACUGUAAUGUUGGCCUCUUGCGACUCUUCCCAAGCAUUACAGUGGAAGUGGUUCGAGCUUUUAUGAUGCCUCCUAUUGAAGGUGUUGUAUUACAGACUUAUGGAGUAGGAAAUGGUCCUACUAGUAGAAAAGACUUGUUGGAUGUGCUGAAACAAGCUACUCUUCGUGGUGUGAUAAUCGUUAACUGCACACAGUGUAAUAGUGGACUUGUUGAUCCAGCAUAUGAGACAGGAAGUGCCUUACUAGAGAUAGGUGUUGUUCUUGGUUCUGAUAUGACUCCUGAGGCAGCCCUUACGAAGCUUAGUUAUAUUCUGAGCAAGUCUCAAUGGUCAUUUGAAACAAAACGAAAGAUGAUGGAGACUAACCUGAGAGGUGAACUAACUGUAGUGAAGAAUACUAAGCUGGAAGAUAAAAGUCUCAUCACAGGAAUUAUUAAUGCCAUGCAUAUUUCUUCUGCAGAGGAAGUUGAAUCACUUCGUAGUGCUUUGUACCCUUCUAUUCUCUGCUCAGUCACAGCUAAAGGUGAUCUGGAAAAACUGGAAAUAAUGAGACAGUCUGGAGCUUACCUUUCAGCCUGUGAUUAUAACUUCAGGACUCCACUACACAUUGCUGCAUCAGAAGGUAAUGUGGAAAUGGUAAAAUACCUUCUUCAGCAUGGAGCAAGUGUCCACAUGCGAGACAGAGAACACAAGUGCCCAAUCCAAAAUGCUAUUGAGUUUGAUCAUCAUUCAGUUAUAAAACUGUUAAAAAAAGCUGGAAGUCAUCUUUGUCUUCCUCCCCUCACCUUAGCAGAUAAUCUUAUAAGUGCAGUUAAAAGGAACUCUGUAAAGCGACUGAAAUCUCUGGCAAUAGCUGGUGCUAACCUUAGUGAACAAGAUGGUUGCAAAAGGACAGCUCUGCAUGUUGCAGUGGAGAUGGAUCAUGAAGAAUGUGUCAAGUAUCUCCUGGAAGUUGGCGUUGACACCAGUCGUACUAACUUGUAUGAACACACACCCAUAGAUAUUGCUAAUAUAUUAAAUAGACACAAGGUUAAAGAACUGUUAGAACAACAUUUAGAAGGUGGAUCAAAAGAGAGCUAACUAUAAUGAUUUAAGUAGCUAUGAUAUUUCUAAAAUGUGUUAUAGACAACAGGUUCAUCUAUGGUGUUUAGGUAUACGUUAAGGUAUAACAAUACCAGUUCAUUUGAAAAUGACUGUUUUUUAAGCACUUGCUAAUGUUUUGAAAAUUCAUAUAUUUGACAUAGUGGUACAUGCUUGUGAGACCUAGCCAUCGAGAUUUGUUUCUUGAAAAUGAUGAAGAUUUAGAAGUAUUCAGUAUAACAACCAUAGGAAAUAGUUCAUUGAAGCUGUACAUUAUAUAAUACAUUCCAUUAGUUUUGUUGUUGUUGUUGUUUAUUUACCAUAAGUAAUAAUUUUCUGGAUCUUGGGUGGAGGGAGGGACAUCACAUGCUAAAUAUUUUAAAGGGAGACAACAACUAUUUACCAGAAAAAAGAUGGUCAAUGUAAAACAACUAUAUACCAG